UCCAAAUAUCAAUAGCAACUCCGCCAACUGUAUUUAGCUCCUCUCUCAGCCCUACCCGUGUCUCCUCCUUUCGGUUUCCUCAGAUCGUCUUUCAAAAGGUGGCUCUACUCUCUGGUAUCAGCCUCUGGGAUCUGCUUCCACUUUGUAUCGGUUUUGAGAAUUGGGUUACUUUGAGCCCUUCUGUUUGUUCUUUUGGGCUAGAAUCCUAGAAGGCAGCCAAGACAGAGAGAAAAUGGGGAUCAUUGAGAGGAUUAAAGAAAUUGAAGCCGAGAUGGCUCGGACCCAGAAAAAUAAGGCCACAGAGUAUCAUCUUGGUCAACUCAAGGCAAAAAUAGCUAAGCUUAGGACCCAAUUGCUGGAGCCUCCAAAAGGUUCUAGCGGAGGUGGAGAGGGCUUUGAGGUUACAAAAUUUGGCCAUGGACGUGUUGCACUUAUAGGAUUUCCAAGUGUAGGGAAGUCAACACUUUUAACAAUGUUGACUGGCACCCACUCGGAAGCUGCAUCAUAUGAGUUUACAACACUUACCUGCAUUCCUGGAAUUGUACAUUACAAUGAUACUAAAAUCCAGCUCCUUGACCUUCCUGGUAUCAUCGAAGGUGCUUCCGAAGGAAAGGGACGUGGGAGGCAGGUUAUAGCAGUUGCCAAGUCUUCUGAUAUUGUGCUUAUGGUUCUUGAUGCCUCUAAGAGUGAGGGACAUCGGCAAAUAUUGACGAAGGAGCUGGAAGCAGUGGGUUUGCGUUUAAACAAAAGACCACCUCAUGUUUAUUUUAAAAGGAAAAAAACCGGUGGCAUUUCUUUCAACAGUACCUUACCUUUAACUCAUGUGGAUGAGAAGCUCUGUUAUCAAAUUCUACAUGAAUACAAAAUUCAUAAUGCAGAGGUGUUAUUUCGUGAGGAUGCAACAGUUGAUGAUUUUAUUGAUGUAAUUGAGGGGAACCGUAAAUAUAUAAAGUGUGUAUAUGUUUACAAUAAGAUCGAUGUUAUUGGUAUUGAUGAUGUGGGCAAUCUCGCUCGACAACGAAAUUCUGUCGUCAUUAGCUGCAAUUUAAAGCUGAACUUAGACAGACUACUUGCAAAAAUGUGGGAGGAGAUGGGGCUUGUGAGGGUGUAUACAAAGCCACAGGGACAGCAACCGGAUUUUUCUGAUCCUGUAGUUCUUUCAACUGAUAGAGGUGGUUGCACGGUUGAGGACUUUUGUAACCACAUACAUAGAAGUUUGGUGAAGGAUGUGAAAUAUGUGUUAGUUUGGGGUAUAAGUUCUAGGCACUAUCCGCAGAAUUGUGGCCUUUCUCAUGGCCUUCGAGAUGAAGAUGUGGUUCAGAUUGUUAAGAAGAAGGAAAAGGAAGAUGGUGGUGGGAGGGGUCGAUUCAAAUCACAUUCAACAGCCCCUUCUCGGAUAUCAGAUAGAGAGAAAAAGGCUCCCUUGAAGAAUUAAGGUUCUGUUGCAGAUCCUCAGAUGCAUAAUAUUGGCUAAUAGUUGGUGUAACCCGAGUCUUAGAUGGUUUAAUUAAUAUGAUUUGGAGAAUUAUUGCAUUUUUUGAUGAUAUAUGUCGUAUUUUUUGCGCAGUAUUUUUGAAAGCGACUAGGUGCACCCGCACUGUUGAAGAGUAAUGUUAUAUACCGGUUGCCUA
Messenger RNA from Tripterygium wilfordii, 1631 nucleotides. Its product is annotated as developmentally-regulated G-protein 1-like. The record is from RefSeq and is a predicted model, not a curated record. Gene Ontology annotation, biological process: cytoplasmic translation. The transcript is spliced from 12 exons. Gene Ontology annotation, molecular function: GTP binding; GTPase activity. Gene Ontology annotation, cellular component: cytoplasm. Lineage: Eukaryota; Viridiplantae; Streptophyta; Magnoliopsida; Celastrales; Celastraceae. Bases 233 to 1435 code for a protein of 400 amino acids.